GCCACUCCUCCGUUAGCAUACGGAUGUUGGUAAUGAUAGCUGCCUGACAGCAGUGAGCUAGCGCUAGUGUUUCGUGAUUUGGAAAGAUGGCUGUGGACUUGCGAGGUUUUGCUUUGGAAAAAGCCGAGCUGAUUUCCAGCCGCUUGAAAGUGCUGAUUUAUUGGGGACAAGACAAUGUCCGGGCUCAGUUCGGGGUAGAUUUGGGUCUGAAGCCUGAAGUGUACCCGACUUGGGUCAUCCUAUCUACGGCCGCGGUGGGUCUGUUCCUGGUACUCUCACUGUCCUGGGCCGCCGUCUGUCGCGGUCUGUUUGCUGGGGAAAAGCGGGGAUCCCCGGUUCCCCAAGGCAACGGUGAGCCAGGCAAGGCCAAUUUGGCCAAACCAGAAGAACCGAAGAAGAGGAACAAAAAGAAAACGAUUGAAAAGAACACUCACUCCAACGGACAACCAGUGGCUGUAGCACAAGAGGAAGUUAAAGUAGUCGUGGUUGUCUCCAAGCAAGCUCCUCAUAUCAGAACCGAGAAGGUGUAUGAGGUACAAGCCCCGGUGCAGGUGAAAAAGAACAAGAAGAAAACCAAGACAAUUGUGCAACCUGUCAAGCAUGUGUCUAAAACUGAUGGGAAGGAAACUGAUGAUGGUGCAUGGGAGACCAAAGUUAGUAACCGAGAGAAGAAACAGCAGCGCAGGAAGGACCCGGGCUCUGAGGACUCUGGUAGCCCAGGAGGAGCGGAGGCUCCCAAGAGCAACGCUGAGGCACUUGUGGCCACAGCACCUACCAACACCAAGAAAAACAAAGGAAACCACGUGACGUCCAGCCGCAGAGAGGAGCCUUCAGUCAAUGGAGGAGGUUGGACUGACAUGUCUGUUAAGAUCCCACGUCAGAUGGGUGCUAUGGACGGACCUAAGUGGAUUGCCACCACCACGGCAACACAGUACAGGGCCCCACCUAAGCCUCAGUCCUGGGGACAGGAGACACAAGCAUGGAGUAGCAUUGAUGGCCGUAUAAAGACUGACCCAAACCCUGUGAACUUCUCCAUGCUGGGGCUAAACACCACAGACUCAAUAUCAAACUCAAUGGAGCUGCAGUGGGCGAGGUGCCCUAGUGUUGAUGAUGAAUGGUCUGGAUUCAAUGGGAUAGCAGCUGCAGACCCCAGCUCUGACUGGAGUGCCCCGGCAGAGCACUGGGGAAACUAUGAACAGCCCCCUGUGAUGGAGACGCCAGAGCCUCCACUGAAGGAGCAGCCGGCACCCAACAAGGUAUCCGAGGAUGAGAAGGACGCUGAUGAUGUCGCCGGUGGAGCCGCCAAAUCCAAGAAGAGCAAGAAAAAGAAGAAGAAAUCAGAUGAGGAGGCUGCAUCUGGGGCUCAGAUGGUGAGUACAGUUCCUUUGGUCAAUACACCCAAACCCCAAGAGCCUCCUGUGCUGACGUCAAAGAAGCAGAACCCGAGCAUAUCCUCCUCUCAGAAGAAGGCUGAGCAGACUGCGGAGCCUCCAAAGGGCUCCCAGAAGAAAAAAGUUUGACAGGAAACAUGAGGUCACAUCACAGGUCCAUCUAAAACAUAUGCAAAUGAUUGUAAAAUGUGUCACAUGCAAUAAUUACAAGGUACAGAGUUUCUUUCUGAGCUACAUUAACAGUUUAACUACCAAUACAAAGAAGAACAAGCAGUGAACAUCCCCUGCUUGGCUAAAUACAGUGAUGAACCGUGGUCCUGUGGACUUAAAUCUUAACUAAUUUGCACUAUUUGCUACACUGCGACCAGAGUGGAGUUUCAGGCAAGGUGGAAAGUGGAGGUACAUGCUUAUGUAAUUAUUUGUAUGGCAUCAAUAGUGUUAUUCCCUCCAAGAGUGUAUGUUUUAACCCAAAAAAAGAAACAAAAUACGGGUUUUAUUUUAAUUUGUUGUUAUGUGAACAUUUAAGUUACAAGAUAAGCAUACAUUUUGCUCCCCAGAAUAUUGCACUUUGUUUUGUUUGACAGUGUCUGCCCUUGUAUCAAUUACUGAAAUGUGUGUGAGGAUAGGUUCAGAUUUUUUCAUUUUAGUACAACAUUUCCAUACCUGUACGGAUAUUGAUAGAAAGUUGAGGGUUGCUGUAAUCGGACCCCCUUUGUGUGCUGGCCAUGAUGCGAUACCCUUAAAAAGCUGCAAAGUUAGAAACACAAAUCCACACUUAUUGUUCUGGGCAAAAUAUCAAUCUAGAUUAUCUGAAGCUAGCAUGAGGCUUAAGCUUUUCUUUUUUUUUUCCGAAGUCAUGGCUUUAUUAGUACAACAUUCAGCCUUUGUGUUUGCCACGUUUCUGAGGUGUGAGUUAUACUUCCUGACAGUCAGAGCUACAAAACCCUGACGAUAAAACUACAUACGACUGCCCUGACAAAGGCAUUCUCCGACUUCUGAAGCCUCACAUUAGUUUUGACACAACUUUAGCCAGCAUUUUUUAACAGCAAAAAAGCAUUUUGUACAUUGUUACUCAAUCUAUGAAGGUAUCACUACAUAGACGAUAUGGAAAGAAGAUAUUAUUAUAGUGACCUAUUACUCUUUCAACGUACAUAUGAGUGUUGUGUUAAGAUAGGUCUGUCUAUCCUUUAAGUAACAUCUCCUAAAACUGUCAUUUGAGUACCAACACUUGUUUCCUGUAGGCUGUGUAGUUUAUAAAUGCUGCUUUUAAGAAGAAGGGCAGCUGUUAUCAGGUUGUUUCACAGCAGAAAAAAAAAAAUGUUAGCGUUAGAAACCUCUCCACCUCUUCACUGUCCUUAAGAGCGGUGGUAGUAUGUCCCGUCCUAUCAUACCGUCUCCACAAUAUGGUUCGAUACACCGAGGCCUGAAACUGUGAUGACGAGUUUGAGCACAGACGUCUGAACAAAUAUUAACUCAUCAGAUUUUGAUCAGCUCAGAUUAUUUCUUCUAUAGAGAGCACAGUAACUGAUAUGAACCACCAGGGGGCAAUGUAUUGUGAAGAAGAGCGGUUGUGGGAAUAUCCCAUAAAGCAGUCAAAAUAUUGAGUACCCUCCGUCCACAUUUAUCAUUUUGAUUGUGUCUGUCUUUAUCCAACUAGACUGUUCGUUAAUUUUUUAGAGACUGAAUGGUCCUUUCUGCUUUUUAAAAACGGUUUCUUCCAGUUUUUGUGAUAGAAAAAGAGCCACGCCAUAUGUACAGAUUGUAAGGGCUUUUUCCAGUCCUGUGAUUGCACUGUGCUAAAGGCUAUAUUCAGUUCCUUUUUAUGUCAAGACAUUGUUUUUUACUUAUUUUUUGCAGAAUGUAAAAUGUGAAAUUCCUUUUGAUUAACCUAACUCCCCCGGAUUUACGAUGGGGAUUUUUUUUACAUAAAUUAAGAAUGAAGACGUACAUAAAGAUAUGAUAUGGAGCAGCUUUAAUUCAACAUCGAAGUUGUUUUUAAACAAGACAAACACAAUUACACAUAUUCAAGGAAUUCAAUUCCAUUGCCUUAACCUGUAGUUGUAUAGAACGUGCAUGUUUUUAUAGUUUUCAACCAAUUGCAAGCUUUGAUGUCUGAAAUUAAUUUCAUCUUGCAUGACUUUGAUAAAAGUACUUGUGUACACAAAAAUAAAUGAAUGAUCUCUUGCUUUAACUGUUGGUACCACUCAGUGUAUAUAAUCUAAGAGCUUUUUUUUAAUGAGACAAGUGGCAGCUUUUUUCUUUGGGAAUCCAACAACAGACACUAACAUGAGUCUGUUGUUGGAGGUCGGAGAGGCUUUGUGCAUCGAGGUGUUGAUCAGCAUAUAUUAGUGAAGCUGAUAGAACAAAAUGAUACUUCGCUGUGGCUUCAGGCGCCCUUUUGUGUUUCAUUUCUACUGAUGAUUAAAUGGAUUUAAUCUAUUUAUUUAUAUAAUUGUCUCUAGCACAUUGUUAUGUGAAUGAUUUGGUUUAUUAAGGAGAUACAAAAUGAUAUUUAUAUGUUUGUUUGGUACAAAUAAAUGAGAAUUGCUUGAUAUCACAUUGUCAUAGAGAUGCAUCUUUUGUCUUGUAAUGCUGACACAACCUAUAAAUGUGUUAAACCAGUGAGGGAAUUUACACACAACAACACGUAAUUAUCAUUUUCACCUUUCCUUAACAGGAUAUUGAAACCUCAAUGUUUGAAAUCAGAGAGAUCUGGGGAUUUAAUCACACACAUAUUCCUCACACAACAGGAAAAUCUGGCCAGAUAUUAUUUAAAACAAAUUGAAAAAUGCAGAGCUUUGUUUCUUCUUGUGUAGUGUGUACCCCACAUAAAGCCGACUUACCAACA
Messenger RNA from Gymnodraco acuticeps, 4239 nucleotides. RefSeq names its product metadherin a (gene mtdha). Gene Ontology annotation, biological process: positive regulation of angiogenesis; negative regulation of apoptotic process; positive regulation of canonical NF-kappaB signal transduction. Gene Ontology annotation, cellular component: nucleus. Lineage: Eukaryota; Metazoa; Chordata; Actinopteri; Perciformes; Bathydraconidae. Bases 87 to 1520 code for a protein of 477 amino acids. The record is from RefSeq and is a predicted model, not a curated record. The transcript is spliced from 11 exons. Gene Ontology annotation, molecular function: transcription coregulator activity.